GAGCGACAAUGGGGUUCGCCAGGGUCGAUGAGCCGAUCGCCCAUUCGUCGGAGGUGCGACACCACGGGCGACCGCUGUCUGUGUGACACAUUCGCGUCCCGCUGUCCUCGCUACGUGAACCACUCGCGUCGCAGUGAAUAGCCCGCCUUCCACUCUUCGUCAGUCCGCACAGCAUGCUCCGCCAUGCUCGUCGUACUAGUCGCCGCCGCGCUUUAAGCUUCCGCCGGCAUGCCGCCCCGCGGCUCCGCUCAGUCCCCGCGCCCCACCGGUAACUCUCCCCCGUCCGCCCUCGCACUCCCCCUCUUCUCCGCGCGCCCCUUCCUGCUCGGCGCGGCCGUCGCGCUGCUACUCUCGCAGGCGGCGCUGCUUCUCCGCCUCUCCUCCCCGCUCUCCCCCCUCCGCGUCCCCCCAUCCCGCGAUGCGCUCUACCCCAACUCAGCGCCGAGCCUCCGAUCCGCGGAUGCGGGAGGCUCGGCAGCAGGCUCGGACGACGAGGGGAGCGGAGAAGCCGCCGUGGAGUCGCAGGGCGACGGCGACCAGUCGCAGCUACAGUCGCAGCAGCAGUCGCAGGACAUGGGGGCGCUGCGGAAUGUGACGGAAUUAGCGCAAUGGGCGGCGGAAAUCGCGGACGCGCUGGCUGCAGUGUUCCCCGAGAUGCUGGAGUCGCGUGAUUCCUUUCUCCAGCGCCUCUUGAAGCCAUACCCGCAAGAUACACCUGCCCCAGUGGCCACCUGCUCCAUCCCCCAGCAGCGGGACCCUGAUGCGCGCAUGCUGGCAGGCGUGACUCGCAGCAUCGAGGCCGCUGCCAUUGCCCUCGCAUGCUCCAACGCCACCCUCUCGCGCUCCUUCCGCCGCUCACUCUGCCCCGCGACUAGCAACAGCGGUGGAACGAUAGAUGGCAAUGGCGGCAGGAACAGCAGCGCAUUCUCGGCAGGUAAUGGGACUGACCAGCCCGACCCAUACGAUGCUGCCGGCCGUGCCAGGCUGGCCCACGUGCUCCUCUCGCUCCACCAGUCGUCCUCCUCCACGUGGCUCCCUCCCUGGCUCUCUCGCCUCCUGCCCACGUGGCUGCAUCCCAUUGGCUGGAGCGGAGCUGGCAGCAAGCACAGGGGUAGCGUUAGCGAGGCGCGGGAGGGCGAGUGGAGGUUCUUCCUGUCAGCCAUGGCGUUCAACCGUGCUGCUGCCGCUGCUGCUGCGACUGGUGGUGCUGGCGUGUGGUCGGAGCAGUGCCAGGCUGCUGCGUUCUCCACCUUCCAGUGGAUCGAGUACAUGCGGUAUGCGGGUGCAGAGCACGUGUUCUGGUACGACUGUGCUUGCAGCGACGCCGAGAGCCAGGCGACCACCCUCUCUCUCUACUCACAUGCAGGGCUGCUCACCUACCACCGCCUGCACCACAUAGCGCCUCCCCCUGCCGGUGCUGACUACCACUUCGACCAGGAUACCUCCCUCUCGCACUUCCUCCAGCACCACCGCCACGAGUCUAAGUGGGUGGCCUUUGCUGACGUGGACGAGUACCUCUUCAUGCCGCCCGACACCCGCCCCUUCUUCCUCACGCGCCUCCUGCUGCGCCGCCCCUGCGCCGCCCAAAACUCCGGUGCAGGUGGCAGCAGGAGUGGCGACAAUUCUGUGCGGUUAGGCACUGGUGAAGGGGCAGGAAGAGGAAGAGGAGAGGGAGAGGGGAGCGAGGGGGAAGGGCGAGAGGCCACACAGAUCCUAGUCUACAACCAGUUCUUCAUCGGCUACCCACGCCCUCCCCCCGUGCGCCUCACUAUAGAGCGAUUCAUCCACCGCCCGCUGCGCCCGCCCGACCACCACGACCGCCUGCGCGCCAAGCUGCUGCUGCAGCCCGCCGCCGCCCUCGGGUUCCUCUCCAAUGCUCCCCACCGUGCCCUCAUGCACUCGGGAGAGACCUUAGUGGCUGAUCCUGGUUUGAUACGGGUGAAUCACUACUGGGGUGCAAGGGGCCUGCUGGUGAAUGCGAGUGAGAGGGAGAGGGAGGAAGUGGAGGAUGGGUCGAUGGAGGAUAGGAGCAUGCAGGUUAUAGCGGAUGUGAUUAAAGAGAGGUUGAGGUGGGUGUUGCCGGUGCUGCCGGUGCUGUGUGAGAGGGAGGCGGUGCGUGCUGCUAUGGUGGACGCUCGGAGGUUGGCUGACAAGCUGCAGCAAGCAGUGAGGAUGGAAAAUGGGUGAUGAUGAGCAGUUGUAAUUGUGCACAAAUAUUGUGCAUUGUUCACUCUCAGAUGCGGGUCUACACACGUAGUGCAUCCGACAUGAUACCGUAUCUUCGCUGUGUACUAUGUGCAUGUUAAAGAACUAGUAGGAUUCAUUAAUCGUAG
This is a messenger RNA of Closterium sp. NIES-67, 2333 nucleotides long. The record is from the annotation of a GenBank genome assembly. Lineage: Eukaryota; Viridiplantae; Streptophyta; Zygnematophyceae; Desmidiales; Closteriaceae.